Patiria miniata (bat star) is the source of this 1388-nucleotide messenger RNA. RefSeq names its product cell surface glycoprotein 1-like. The coding region runs from base 401 to 1165 and encodes 254 amino acids. The record is from RefSeq and is a predicted model, not a curated record. The transcript is spliced from 3 exons. NCBI's taxonomy places the organism in Eukaryota, Metazoa, Echinodermata, Asteroidea, Valvatida, Asterinidae.
AUCAGUUUCAUUGGUGGAUAUCGAGUGGGUGCGGCACAAAGAGAUCACAUGCACAUUCAGCAUGCACAUUUUGAUACCCAAAGCCGUCAUAUAUAAGAUUUUGUAUGCGAGGGUUUCAUCAGAUUGACGACGUGGCAUUCAGCCUUUGCAUGCCUUCAUUUAUGAAGUCUGCUCGCUAACAUUGAGUUGUACUAUAACAUUGAUUUGUACUGGGAGUUUUUGCAUACUUGAGAGUGUAGCCCUCCAUUUUGCUCAAGAACAUGAAGAAGUAAUGGACGUGUGAACUCCUUCACUGCCACAGUCAGCUACAGAGUAACGCCUUCCAUGGGUUAAAGGAUUAUACCAGGUUGGACUACCGAAGCUGUCUGCAAGUAAACUGUGCCCACAUCACCAGCGCUAAAUGGCAGAACCACUGGAUGAGGGAGCCCAAAGACGAAAUGAGACACAAACGCUGCGGACACAAACUAACCCUGGUCCAAGCACAGCACAAGACAUUCAGACAACUCCGACCCAACAAGUACCAGCUGGUAAUGAACAACCUUCCCAGCAGGAACCAACGCAACAACCACCGCCACAACUACAGCCAAGACCGGGUGAGACACAAACUAACCCUGGUCCAAGCACAGCACCAACCAGUCAGGGAGCUCCGACCCAACAACUACCGGCUGAUGGAGUGAGGGAUGCUCAACAAACAACUCAGUCUGGCAGCAUACAGCCUUCCCAGCAGGAACCAAUGCCACAACCACCGUCUCAACUACAGCCAAGACCGGGUGAGACACAAACUAAGCCUGGUCCAAGCACAGCACCAACCAGUCAGGAAGCUCCGACCCAACGACUACCGGCUGAUGGAGUGAGGGAUGCUCAACAAACAACUCAGUCUGGCAGCAUACAGCCUUCCCAGCAGGAACCAACGCAACAACCACCACCGCAUAUACAGCCAAGACCGGGUGAGACACAAACUAACCCUGGUCCAAGCACAGCACCAACCAGUCAGGGAGCUCCGACCGAACAACCACCGGCUGAUGGAGUGAGGGAUGCUCAACAAACAACUCAGUCCGGCAGCAUACUGCCUUCCCAGCAGGAACCAAUGCCACAACCACCGUCUCAACUACAGCCAAGACCAGGUGAGACACAAACAUUUGUCUGUAAACCCUGCAUGUUAUGACUCCCCUGGCCCUGAUAUCGGUUCCCUGACAGCAUCCUUCCCCUCCAUCCUUUGCAUUGACGCUAUUAGGCACAAUAUACAGAAUAGCAUGAGUCCCUGAAACAAGGGGGACCGCACUGGUGACCUGCCCCCCUCACCCCAUGGUGAAUUACUCGGAGCAUCCGUACUACACAAUACCACAACCAAUUAGUAACUAAUUAAAACACCGAUAAGGUCACACUAU